CUGGCCGUGACCCUCUGCCCUGGCUCCGCCGUGACAGGGAGCAGAUGUCCAAUGGCUUAAGGUUGGCCGAUCUCAUCUCCUCUCUUCUGUGUACCCACAAUCCACUUGCCCUAUUGACCAGUUCACCUGCCAUGUCAAACGCCUCAAGCAGCCACGACGUCUGGAGGAUACUUGACAACCGAAAAGAUGUUUCUAUACAGGCGCCUCAGAAGAUUUCAAUCAGACCGGCAGAUGCUACGCUUUGUUUGACUCUGAUUGGAUGUGGGACGCAGGAGCAAAAUGAACAUCAAGGUUAUGCAGCUGAGAACGUGACACAGACAGAGACCCCGACACCACUGGAACGCUCCACACCUAUGUCUUAUAGCUCUAAACCCACAAAUGUGGGUCAGGGUAACCCCAAUGCGACAGGGGUGACAACGAGCACAGAUUCAGAGCAGUUUAACCUCACCGUGACGGCGGCAAUCACGGACAGCUCUACAGACUCUCCGGUGACCUCCGCUGUGACCUUUGGAAAGACGCCCCCUGCACAGCCGGCCCAUAACACCAGCACCUCCAGAAGCUCCAGAGCCUUCAAAGCUGUGGUGUGGGAUGAGGAAUGGGACAAGCCAUUUCAUUACAAUUACUCCUCUGUACGAAAUGCAGGGCUAAUCAUCGCUGCGGUUCUCUUUGUGAUGGGAAUCAUGGUGCUUGGUUGUGGCAAAGUGAAACGAAUGCCACGGUGUCGUAUUGGCAAAGGAAGUUCAUAUGAGGUGACCAGAAGUUAACACUUCUCCCAGCAUUGAUCAGCUGGCUCGACAAUAAACAGAAGUACAGCAGGAGAACACAAAGGAGCCAGUCAGACCUGUUUCCACAGAGGUUACAGACUUGCAUUUCCCCCUUGUGAAAACAACAUCAUAAGGACAAGAUGGAGAGGUUGUGUGUGUGAGUGUGUUCAUUAUUUCAAACUGAUCUCUGGGUUUGUCACACAGAGGAGCCGGGGAAUAAGAUGUGUGCUAUUGUGCGGCACUAAACGCCAGCGGUAACACAACGGCUGGGACUUCGGCAGAUCCCAGCGUAAUCACGCGUCUCAGACACAAAAUCCCUUCAUCCCUCUGCUCUCCUGCACCAAACUGCUCGGUUUAAGUGUCAAACUUUGUACAACGUAAAGCUGUACUUGUGUUUUAUUGUCAUUAUUAUUUCAAUUCUGUGCAUCCUCUGAUGUGUCAAUCUUUUGGAAAUGGAAAAAAGCGUUAUGUGGCUCACAAGCGCCCUCAAGAGGCCAUCAGACACAUUUAUUAUGAGUUCUCCCAAGAGGAGAGAAUAAAAACAGUUUGGCUCAGUCUGUUUAGAGAUUCAUGUAUCUGAAUUCACCAUCUACAUCAUGGCCUUGUAAAAAAAAAUUAAUAAAAAAAAAAAAAUCUU
Messenger RNA from Carassius gibelio (silver crucian carp), 1401 nucleotides. RefSeq names its product FXYD domain-containing ion transport regulator 5. Bases 45 to 764 code for a protein of 239 amino acids. Gene Ontology annotation, molecular function: sodium channel regulator activity. The record is from RefSeq and is a predicted model, not a curated record. Gene Ontology annotation, cellular component: membrane. The transcript is spliced from 10 exons. Lineage: Eukaryota; Metazoa; Chordata; Actinopteri; Cypriniformes; Cyprinidae. Gene Ontology annotation, biological process: regulation of sodium ion transmembrane transporter activity.